Messenger RNA from Colletotrichum karsti, 2043 nucleotides. RefSeq lists its product as uncharacterized. Gene Ontology annotation, molecular function: FMN binding; protein binding; oxidoreductase activity. The transcript is spliced from 4 exons. The record is from RefSeq and is a predicted model, not a curated record. Lineage: Eukaryota; Fungi; Ascomycota; Sordariomycetes; Glomerellales; Glomerellaceae. The coding region runs from base 1 to 2043 and encodes 680 amino acids.
AUGGCACCCACAAGAUUCCCCGCGGAGCCGGUCGACCCCGCGCCCCUCGCGCAGCCGCUCAAGUUCGAGUUCAGCGGCAAGACGGCGCCGAACCGGUUCAUGAAGGGGGCCAUGACGGAGCGCCUCUCGACGUGGGACCCCAAGGUGCUCGAGAAGCGCGGGGUGCCAACGCCGGAGCUCGUCAACCUGUACAAACGCUGGGGCGAGGGCGGGUUCGGGUUGAUCCUCACGGGCAACGUGCUGAUCGACUACGACCAGCUGGAGGCGAUGGGCAACCCGAUCAUCCCGCCCGGGUCCAAGUUCGAAGGGGAGCGGUUCGAGGGGUUCCGGGCCGUGGCGGAGGCGGCCAAGAAGCACGGCAGCCUCGUGCACGCGCAGCUCAGCCACCCGGGCCGGCAGGUGGCCGACUUCAUCAACCCGAACCCCAUCUCGGCGAGCGACGUGCAGCUGGAGGGCAACGUGAUGGGGAUGACGUUUGGGAAGCCGAGGGCGAUGGAGAAGGCGGACUUUGAGAAGGUCAUCGGGGGGUUCGCGCACGCCGCCGAGUACUGUUGGAGGGCGGGCUUUGAUGGUGUUGAGUUGCACGGCGCGCACGGCUACCUCCUGGCGCAAUUCCUCUCUCCCACAACCAACAAGCGCACGGACCAGUACGGCGGCUCUCUCGCCAACAGAGCGCGCAUCAUCCUCGAGAUCGCCGAGGCGAUCCGGGCGCGGGUGCCGGACCCUUCGUUCAGCAUCGGCAUCAAGAUCAACAGCGUCGAGUUCCAGGAGGGCGGGUUCACGACGGACGACUGCCGCGAGCUGUGCGCGGCGCUCGAGGAGAACGGCUUCGACUUCGUGGAGCUCAGCGGCGGCACGUACCAGUCGCUCGCCUUCGAGCACAAGCGCGAGUCGAGCAAGAAGCGCGAGGCCUUCUUCCUGGAUUUCGCCGAGCAGAUCAUCCCGCAGCUGAAGAAGACCAAGGCGUACGUCACCGGCGGGCUGAGGACGGCGGCGGCCAUGGUCCAGGCGCUGGAGACGGUGCACGGCAUCGGGCUGGCGCGACCCGUCUGCAACGAGUUCGACCUGCCCAAGAAGUUGAUCAACGGGGAGGUGCAGAGCGCUAUCCAGACGCUAUUUGGGGAGGAGAACUUUGGGCUGACGAACGUGUUGGCCGGCACGCAGAUGAGACUCGUCGGUCAGGAUAAGGAGCCUUUGGACCUCACCCAGGAGAAGUACAAGGACGUGUUUGAGAAGUCGAUGCAGAAGUGGGCGGAGCAGAUGGCGCAGAACAGCGACCUGACCAAGUUCGGGUACAUUGACGUCGAGGGCACGAAGCUGGAGCCCUACGGCACGCCGAUCGAGCCCUCCCUCCGCGUCCGACGCGCCAUCACGGCAAACGACCCCCUCCUCGUCAAGCGAAUCCUCAAAUCCCACCCGGGCCUCCUGCACAACCCAGAUCCCUCCCCCGAGGGCCUCUCCAACUCCAACCUCCACCUCGCCGCCUCCCUCGGCCACCUCCCCAUCUGCCACGUCCUGCUCGACCUCGGCCACGAAGACCCCGACCCGGCCCUCAACGAGAGCCACCAGACCGCCCUGAUGCUCGCCGCCGCCGCCGGCCACACCGACGUGGUGCACUUCCUCUGCGAGCGCACCCCGCACGUCAUCCUUCGCCGCGAUGUCCGCUGGCGCGACGCCAUCAUGGAGGCCAGCCGCGGCGGCCACGACACGGUUCUGCAGAUCCUUCUGACGUAUGUGCCGAGCGGUGCGCAGGACGCUGUGCGGAGGGCUGAUUUGGACGGCAACACGGCGCUUCACUUUGCAAGCGGUAAUGGCAACUUGUUGGUGCUUAGGACGCUGCUCGCGGCUGGCGCAGACGCCGAGAGGAGGAACAUGUGGAGUUGGACCGCCAUGUCGUACAGCGCCACCGUGCAGGCCGAGGUCUACCUCAAGGGCCUGGUCACCGAGGUCGAGAGGAGGAAGAUGGUGCGGAGAGAGGUCGAGGAGUUGAAGAAGGCGGGUGGCGUGAGGGUUGUCGAGGAGGAUAUCGAGGUCGAGGAUUGA